Messenger RNA from Manduca sexta (tobacco hornworm), 3545 nucleotides. Its product is annotated as agrin-like. Gene Ontology annotation, biological process: multicellular organism development; cell differentiation. The record is from RefSeq and is a predicted model, not a curated record. Bases 183 to 3494 code for a protein of 1103 amino acids. Lineage: Eukaryota; Metazoa; Arthropoda; Insecta; Lepidoptera; Sphingidae. The transcript is spliced from 17 exons. Gene Ontology annotation, molecular function: protein binding.
CCUUCAGUAACCCUCCGGGCUUUCUGCGUCUCGGUUUAGCACUCAUAUACAAGUUAUAUUCUACUUGGUUGCUUUGCGUUUAUUUUUUCACCGUAUUUAUAAUAUGAGCGAUCAUUUACACGUGCGCUACUAGUGGUAUUCAUAAGAAAUAAAAAUUACGAAAACAAUGAAAUGAAUGCAGAAUGUGUCAUGGUGGGAGGCAGGAGGCAUCGGUGCUGGACGACACCCAGACGAUGGUAACAGGACGUCUGACCAUACUGUGUCUGCUAAUAGUAGCCGCAGAAUGCUGCUAUCUUUUCCCGAGUGAUGUGCCGGACCCGUGCCGCGGUGCUACGUGUGGUCCUGGUGCGCUCUGUCGACCGACGCCAGACGGUCGCUCCUACAACUGCGAGUGUCCGACGUCCUGUCCCAGCUACGGAGACCACGAAGGCUCAAGGCCACUAUGUGCAAGCGACGCGCGCGACUAUCCCGGCGAGUGUGAGAUGCGCAGGGCCGCCUGCGACUCCAACACGAAUAUAACUUUCAAAUACUACGGCAAGUGUGAUCCGUGUGCGGGGGUGACUUGCCCCGAUCCUGAAGUCUGCCAGUUAGACGAACGACGUGCUCCGUCGUGUCGGUGUGCGGAACCGUGUCCACUUGAGUUCUCUCCUGUCUGCGCCUCUGAUGGAAAGACCUACUCCAACGAAUGCCAAAUGCACCGCGAGAGUUGUCGCGCUAGGAAACAAUUGAAAAUCAUAUUCAAAGGACAGUGCAGUUCGGGUGUGAAUCCGUGCGCCGAGGUGGAGUGUCGGCACGGAGCGGAGUGUCGCGUGGAGGGCGGCGGUGCGGUGUGCGCGUGCCCGCCACCGUGCGAGCCUGUGCUGCGACCCGUGUGCGGUUCCGACUCGCGCACGCACGACAGCGAGUGCGAACUGCGCCGGGCCGCCUGCCAGCUCGGCAGGGAACUACGAGUGCUGCACGCUGGCGCCUGUGGUUCAAACGGCGUGUGCGCGGACCGCGUGUGCCCGCACGGCGGUGAGUGCGUGGCGGCGGGCGGGCGCGGCGUGUGCCGCUGUCCGCGCUGCUCCAACGAGUUCGCGCCCGUGUGCGGCUCCGACGGCAUCUCCUACGGCAACCGCUGCAAGCUGCAGUUAGAGGCGUGCCGGCAUCGACGAGACGUGCAAGUGCUUUAUGACGGGCCUUGUAACGGCUGUGAGAAUAAAAAGUGUGAGUUUUAUGCCGUUUGUGAGAGCGACGGAAUUUCUGAAGCGAGUUGUGUUUGUCCAAAGCACUGCGAGGAAGGCACUGAAACUGAAGAGGUUUGCGGUAACGAUAACAAGACUUACAGUAGUGUUUGUGCCUUGCGUGACGUCGCGUGUCGGGAAAAGAGACGACUUUACGUCAAGCACAUGGGUUCAUGUGAAUCUUGCGCUGGCGUACAGUGUCCGGCCGGUACGUGGUGUGCGCGUGGCGCGUGCGCAUGCGCAGCGCCGUGCGCAGCCGCGGCGCGCGAGCCAGUGUGCUCCACGGGAGCGCGCACCUACCAGCACGAGUGCGCGCUACUGAAAGCUGCGUGCGAGGCGCGAAUGCGCGGGGAACCACCAAUCCGCGUAGCGUAUUACGGCGAGUGCACUGAAACACAAACUGAUAAUACCACUUCAGGUACAAACAAGACAAUGCGCGUGGUAGAUCUUAACAAUGAGAUUAAGUCGGAGGACGAGUCGGCAGAGAACGCAAGUUCGGGCACGGCGGUGUGCGCGCGCGUUCAAUGCGCCUUUGAAGCCACGUGCGCCGUCGACUCUAACGGACAACCUAGAUGCGCGUGCCUAUUCGAUUGCGCAGCAGCCGCCGCCGCCCAUACAUCCACUCCAGUAUGCGCGUCUGACUUGAGGUUAUACCCAACGCUGUGUCACAUGAAGUUAGAGGCGUGCCGGCGGCAGGAGGAUUUGAGACUACGACCUCUGGCUUUAUGUCGUGGACUAGAGUUCAGACCGUGUGGUGAUGAUGAGCCUUUAACCGACCCGGAUGGGAAGCCGUUGGAUUGCGGCGGAGGUCCUCAUCGCAAAGACUGUCCCGUCGGCAGUUACUGUCAUCACACUGCUAAAGCUGCUAGAUGUUGCAGAAAAGACAAAUCAGUGAUGGAGCGCAAAGGCUGCCAGGAGUCAUGGCACGGGUGCUGCGCGGACGGGGUGUCGGCGGCGCGCGGGCCGGGCGGCGCGGGCUGUCCCUCGCAGUGCGGCUGUCACCGCCUCGGCGCCGUGCACGAGGCGUGCGACGAGGCGGGCCAGUGCUCGUGCCGGCCGGGCGUCGGCGGGCCCAAGUGCGACCGCUGCGAGCCCGGCUACUGGGGGCUGCCGAGGAUCGGGAACCCGCACACUGGAUGCAUACCAUGCGGUUGUUCAGCGUUCGGUUCAGUGCGAGAGGAUUGUGAACAAAUGACCGGGCGUUGUGUUUGUAAACCUGGCAUCCAGGGACAGAAAUGCACCGUGUGUUCUAACCACGAACAUACCCUUGGACCGAACGGAUGUUUCGACCCGGAAUCAACUCAACUACCAGCGACAAAUUGCGACCACAUGACGUGUUAUUUCGGCGCUCACUGUAUCGUGCGCAGCGGUCUUGCUACAUGCGACUGCAGUACUACGGAAUGUCCGCCAAAUGAAGCGCCUUCAGUUUGCGGCAGUGACGGUCGCACUUACCUUUCCGCUUGCCAUCUCCGCACACACGCAUGCAGGACCCAGUCUGACGUGGUAGUCCAAGCAUUCGGACCUUGCAGUGAGGAGGCACCACAUGUCCGACGAGAGAAGACCUACACUGUUUCUCAUAUGUCAAAUAACGAGUCGAUUUCUAAUUGCGUUGCUAAAACAAUUAGUAAACCUGAAACUAUACCAUAUGAUGAUGAAACUGACUAUUUAAUUAAUGAGAUUGAAGAAUACAGUUACGAGGAAUAUGAAGAAGAAAUAAGACCCAACAUGUACGAUCUGCCUCUGUUUGAUGGCCAAGCGGGGAUGACGGCUCGUACUACAUUAUCAGCUAAGCGAUUUGAUAUAUGGGCGGAGGUUUCUAUUGUGUGCGGUAGAGGAGCCUUAGUGAGUGCUUCCGGGAUGAGGGACCAUUUAUGGCUUGGUUUUGUCGAUAAUAAAACUGUAUUGCGUUUUGAUGUUGGAGGCGGCCCCUUGGAAUUGCGAUCUGGUAAAAUAAGAACGGAUGGUAGAUUUAAGAUAUCAGCGAAGAGGUACAAGAAAGAUGCUGUAUUAAAGGUGGGAUCAACGGUAGUCGAAGGGUCGGCUCAGGGCCGCAUGAAUUCAUUAGACGUAGACCCGUUCAUCUACAUCGGUCAGCCGCCUGCAAACGUUACGAAGUUAUCGGGAACAUCAGUGGCUGGGUUUGUGGGCUGCAUACACCGCCUUCGCGUGAGUGAUCGAGAUGUGAUACCUCCCUCGCAAGGAAUGAGUAUCACGUCACACGGAUUGCGCGCUUGCACACCGGAUAAUUUAGCUCGACUAGUAUGCCCUUAAAAUCUAUUUGCAAUUUUGUGCCAGUAAUAUCGUUCCUUUGAUUAACAGAAA